UCAAUUCCUACUCCUAUAAAUACUAAACCCUACUUUUGCUUCCAUCACAUAAUUAACAAUUUAAAGCUUUUUAAGCAUUUUCACUUUCUUCUUGAACACCUGCUUCUUCAAUAAAGAGUGCAAAAUAGAAAGAUGGCUACUUUGAAGAAUUUUCUAGUGAUGUUCAUCUUUGUUAUUGUCCUCUCUUCGAUCUCCUUGGCCUCGGCGACGAAUGGCGGGUAUUUAUACCCACAAUUUUACGACCGAACAUGCCCGAAGGCUCAAGAGAUUGUGAGGAGCAUCGUCGCGAAAGCGCAUGCUCAGGAUCCACGCAUGGCUGCGUCGUUGCUUCGCCUGCACUUCCACGAUUGCUUUGUCAAGGGUUGUGAUGCAUCAAUUUUACUCGACAACAGCGGGAUGAUCAUAAGCGAGAAGCGAUCGAACCCGAACAAGAACUCCGUGAGGGGCUUCGAGGUUGUCGACGAGAUCAAAUACGCAUUGGAGAGGGAAUGCCCGGAAACCGUCUCCUGCGCCGACAUCCUCGCUCUCGCUGCAAGGGACUCUACAGUCUUGACUGGUGGGCCCAGCUGGGAGGUUCCUUUGGGGAGGAGGGAUUCAUUGGGUGCAAGCCUGAGUGGAUCCAACAACAACAUUCCUGCUCCUAACAACACCCUCCCUACCAUCAUCACCAAGUUCAAGCUCCAACACCUCGACCUCGUCGAUCUCGUCGCCUUAUCCGGCGGCCACACGAUCGGCGACGCGCGGUGCACGAGCUUCCGCCAGCGGCUCUACAACCAAUCUGGCAACGGCCUGCCGGACGCCACCCUGAGCGAGGGCUAUGCGGCAGAGCUCCGCGCCCGGUGCCCGCGCUCCGGCGGCGACCAGACCCUCUUCUUCCUCGACCCCCUCACUCCGCUCGAGUUCGACAACCUCUACUUCAAGAGCCUGCUCACCGGCCACGGCCUCCUCAGCUCCGACGAGCUCCUCGUCACGCAGAGCGCGGCCACGAGAGCGCUCGUCGAGAAGUUCGCGGCGAGCAACAAGGCGUUCUUCGAGCAAUUCGCGAAGUCGGUGGUGAAGAUGGGGAACAUUUCGCCGCUGACGGGGCCGACGAGGGGCGAGAUUCGGACGAAUUGCAGGAAGAUCAACGGCGAGCAUUACUAGAUGUUGUUUGAUUGAAUUGGUUUUGUAUUAAUUUGCUCAUUUUGUUGUUGUUGUUGUUGUUGUUGUAUGGUUUAAUUGGGUGAUUUGUUGUGAAUAAAGGCAUGGAAAUGCAUCUAAAUUAUUUGUUGCGAAGAAUCAAAUGUACCCUGUAUUUACUUUUUAUCAAUUAUCAUCAUUUACUUAA
Messenger RNA from Ananas comosus (pineapple), 1327 nucleotides. RefSeq names its product peroxidase 72-like. Gene Ontology annotation, biological process: response to oxidative stress; hydrogen peroxide catabolic process. NCBI's taxonomy places the organism in Eukaryota, Viridiplantae, Streptophyta, Magnoliopsida, Poales, Bromeliaceae. The coding region runs from base 133 to 1143 and encodes 336 amino acids. Gene Ontology annotation, molecular function: peroxidase activity; heme binding. The record is from RefSeq and is a predicted model, not a curated record. The transcript has 4 exons.